Molecule: messenger RNA, 5321 nt
Organism: Neogale vison (American mink)
Lineage: Eukaryota; Metazoa; Chordata; Mammalia; Carnivora; Mustelidae
Gene: IKZF3
Product: IKAROS family zinc finger 3
Exons: 8
Coding region: 119-1648 (509 amino acids)
Biological process (GO): regulation of transcription by RNA polymerase II
Cellular component (GO): nucleus
Molecular function (GO): DNA-binding transcription factor activity; RNA polymerase II cis-regulatory region sequence-specific DNA binding
Source: RefSeq, a predicted model, not a curated record
GCUGGGAAUCUCCCGCCAGCUGCGCGCUGCGUCCCGGCGACGGCAGGAGCACGUGGAGCGGCCGGGGAGCCAGAGCGCAACUCCAAUCCAAUCCAGCCCAGCCCAGCCCGGCGGCGAGAUGGAAGAUACAAAACCAAAUGUGGAACUGAAAAGCACUCAGGAACAGUCUGUGUCCACAGAAGGCCCAGUGAUUUUGAAUGACUACGAUUUAACCAAACCACAUGAAACAGAAAAUGUGGACAGUGCAGAAGGCCCAACCAAUGAAGAUGAAGAUCUAGGAGAUGAUUGCAUGAAAGUGAAAGAUGAAUACACUGAAAGGGAUGAGAAUAUUUUAAAGCCAGAGCCCAUGGGAAAUGUGGAAGAGCCUGAAAUUCCAUACAGCUAUUCAAGAGAAUAUAAUGAAUAUGAAAACAUUAAGUUGGAAAGACAUGUUGUCUCAUAUGAUAGUAGCAGGCCAACCAGUGGCAAGAUGAACUGCGAUGUGUGUGGAUUAUCCUGCAUUAGCUUCAAUGUCUUAAUGGUUCAUAAGCGGAGCCAUACUGGUGAACGCCCAUUCCAGUGUAAUCAGUGUGGGGCAUCUUUUACUCAGAAAGGUAACCUCCUCCGCCACAUUAAACUGCACACAGGGGAAAAACCUUUUAAGUGUCACCUCUGCAACUAUGCAUGCCAGAGAAGAGACGCACUCACAGGUCACCUUAGGACACAUUCUGUUGAGAAACCCUAUAAAUGUGAGUUUUGUGGAAGGAGUUACAAGCAGAGAAGUUCCCUUGAGGAGCAUAAGGAGCGCUGCCGUACAUUUCUUCAGAACACGGACCUGGGUGAGACUGCAAGUGCGGAGGCAAGACACAUCAAAGCAGAGAUGGGAAGUGAAAGAGCUCUCGUUCUGGACAGAUUAGCAAGCAAUGUGGCAAAACGAAAAAGCUCAAUGCCUCAGAAAUUCAUUGGUGAGAAGCGUCACUGCUUUGACGUCAGCUAUAAUCCUAGCUAUAUGUACGAGAAAGAGAGUGAGAUAAUCCAGACCCGGAUGAUGGACCAAGCCAUCAAUAAUGCCAUCAGCUACCUUGGUGCCGAAGCCCUGCGCCCCUUGGUCCAGACCCCACCUGCUCCCACCUCAGAGAUGGUUCCAGUAAUUAGCAGUAUGUAUCCCAUAGCCCUCACCCGUGCCGAAAUGCCAAACGGUGCCCCCCAAGACCUAGAAAAGAAGAAUAUCCACCUGCCAGAGAAGAGCUUGCCCUCUGAAAGAGGCCUCUCCCCCAACAAUAGUGGCCAUGACUCCACGGACACUGACAGCAACCACGAAGAACGCCAGAAUCACAUCUACCAGCAAAAUCACAUGGUCCCCCCUAGGGCCCGCAAUGGGAUACCACUUCUGAAGGAGGUCCCCCGCUCUUAUGAACUCCUCAAGCCCCCACCCAUCUGUCCGAGAGACUCCAUCAAAGUGAUCAGCAAAGAAGGGGAGGUGAUGGAUGUGUAUCGGUGUGACCACUGUCGAGUUCUCUUCCUGGAUUACGUGAUGUUCACUAUUCACAUGGGUUGCCACGGCUUUCGUGACCCUUUUGAGUGUAACAUGUGCGGAUAUCGAAGCCAUGAUCGGUAUGAGUUCUCAUCUCACAUAGCCAGAGGAGAGCACAGAGCCAUGCUAAAGUGAACAUCUGGUCCCAGAGAUGAUUUAUGCCUGAGCAUUCAACAUAAUUUGUAAAAACCGACACCCCGCCUAACAAGCUAUUCUCCAAACAAACUCAGUUCCAAACCCCUUUCCAUACCACUUUUAGUGUCCAAAAGACUAUCAUUGAAACUUCAAUGGACAACAGAGAAAUGCUGUCUUCAUUCAGAAAUUGUUUGCUUUUAUAUCAUGUUAUCAUUUUUGUGAGACCUUUGUUUUCUCAUCGGGGACUUGAGUUUUUAUGACAUUUAAAAGCCAUUGAAGUAUUUGGUCAUUACCUUUUGCAGCAAUAGAACAAGCAGUCCUUGGAGUUUGUUGCCAGUCAAGAGUCCCCCAGCUGUGCUGCAUGAGACAUUCUUUCUGCGAUACAGUGCCAUACGUGGAAAAGUCAUACACCCAGGUCCACAAGAAGAGCUCACCAGCUAACUUCGGUGGGAAGACAUGCCCUUCUGCACUUAACAGAGGCUGAAAGUCUAGGAUAUAAUCUCCUCAUCCCUAAUUAGAGUCCAAUAGUAAGGAAAAGAACAGUGAUAAAAUAAGUAUCUGUUACCAGUUCCUGAAGACCCCAGUCUCCAAGCAGCAGACUCAUUUCUUAUCACACAAGGAAAAAAAAAAUCAAGUUAUUCGAUGAUACUUCUGCUUAUACCCUCCCAUACCAAUUAAAAAGCUGCUUUGGGUUAAACCAGUCCUGUAUAAGAGAAAUUCUAUACCAGAAGAACUAAUGGUUUUAAACAUAGACUAUCAUUGAAACUUCACAAAGUUGUCUGUUAAGGCAUCCAUUUCCUGUGGUCGAAAUUGGCCGAACUGGACUCUGAGGGGGAAAUAGUUCAGCAGCACCCCAGGAGGAGGGGGGCAGCUAUGUGAACGUUCUUGGUCUCCUUCAUGGAGCAUUAGUAUACAGACCUAAGGCAAACUUGCUGAUGAUUUUUUUUUUUUGACAGAAAAUAGACAAUCCAAAAAGCAUGACUUAGUCUCCCCUUUCCCACAGGAGAGGAAUGAGGGACAGAUAUCAUGAGUAUUGUUUGGUUCAGUGUUAAGCUUCCUGAAGAAGUGAAGAGAAGCGUACCUCUGCUAACAGGUUCUCCUUCAUCAAGGUGGAUAGGGUUUUCUCCCUGUUUUAAGCUGCUGUAUGCCAGGAAGAUUCCUGAAAGUCUGCUCUUGGUUCUGCAGAUCUAUUGGCCAGCUUUGUCAUUAAUUAUGAGAGAUAUGCUAUCAAGGAAAAGUGCAGGGAUAAUUGUAAAAUUAGUACUGCAGUAGAGGUCCCAAAAUCUGUUUGCAAAUUCCAUAUUGGCUGCUAAUUAGCUAUAUGACUUUGGGCAAAUCACUAAACUCUUAAAACUAAGUUUCUUUAACAAUAAAGAAUUGGGCUUAGACGCUCUCUAAGGUCCCUUCCAGCUUUAAAUUUAUGUGAUUUUGCUGUAACCCCACUUAUCUUUUAAGCCUUUUCAUGUAUGGGUACUAAGCAGGAGAAUAUGUAUGUGAAUACCUGUUUCACAUUUCUUUGGUGUGAAAAUGGUAGUGUUAAAUUUUUCCUUUAACUAUUGAGUUGUGAAUGUGAAGAGGAUGGUGGGGAGGAACAAAAAACAGGAAGGUAUUUUGAUCUUGCCCCAAAGUGUACACACAAAGUGGCACCUGCAGCUGCUUGCCAAAGCCUUUUUUUUUCUUUUUUUCUUUUUUAAGAACUGGUGUUAGAAUAAAUUCUGCUUCCAGGGACAACUUCAUGGAAUCUAUUUACAAAUUGAGAGUAGUUAUAUGCACACUUCUACCAGAGUCAAGAAUCCCCAAUUCCUGUUAGAUUUGCAUUUUACGUAUCUGCCUUGGUAUUUCAAAAGGGCUUAGGCAUUAGAUUCAAACUCAACUAACUUAUGUGCUGCCAGUAAUUAAAAUGUUCCCCCUCAGACUGCACAAAUGGCUUAGCCUUCUUUGUAGCAUGGUGUCUGUCUCAGGAAAACAGAUUUUGUGAAAUUCCAUGGUAACAGUCCCAACAUGUUUGAGAUUUCGGCUAAAAGACUGGAUGUAUUUCAGUUCAUAGUCCUCAGCAUUUCACUGUAUUUCCGUAAUCCUAGACUCCAAGCUACGCCAGGUUACUGACACGCAUUGUGGCAGAGGAGCUGCUUGUUAUACUCUUGAAAUGCCACACGUCCUGUUGACUCUUCAGGGGACAAAAGAAAGAGAAUUUGGUUGGAGAGAAAACUGGGGAAAGCAAGCAUUUCCAACAGAUUAGUGGGAAAGUCUUUCUGAAGAAACCAGUGUUGGCUCCUUAAGAUAGUGAAAGAGGCCCAUCCCACUAAGCUGGGGACUUUUUUUUUUUUUUUUUGAAGACAUGCCUCAUUUUCCCUGUGACUAACAGAUUUUCUGAAUGAUUUCCAUUCUUCUGAGGUCAGUUUUCUAAGUGCGGUGACCACUCACAAAUGCUACUUUCAUUGUAGCAUUCUGGGCCUAGAUGGGGCACACCGAGUGCAGAGAAAAUUUGUAUAUGCAAACUCCACGUUUGUAAACCAUCAAGUUGAACCAGGUAGUAUGUAGUGGCUAUCACCACACUGGUAAACAUGUCCUUCUGUAGGCACCGCUUUCCUUUCCCCGUGCUGGGGGCCGGGGAGACGGUGAAAGACAAUCUUAGCACGGUCGCUUAAAGAGAAGGGCAGAGUCAGGAUUCACAUCCAACCACACUGGACAGUGAGGUCCUGCAGCAGCUUCAGACAGUAGCUUUCCUUUCUCAGAGUCCCUCUGACACGCGCCCUGUAGAUCUGAGCUGUCUGUCACUUCCCACCACACACCCAGGGGGCCACAAUCCAGGGAACAACCAACCCCUUGCAGCCAAGGUGACAGAAUUGGGAUGAGGGGGGAAGGGAAGGGAACUGGCUCUCCAGAUGUUCCUCAUCACCCCUCUUGAAUUGUUGCACAGGUACUUCCUACUGGCAAGAACUAAACAGAAGUGUCUCCCCCAUUACCUUCCACCACCACUACCAGGGGAAAAAAAGAUAUAGAUGAAUCCACCAGCCUUUAGAUUCCUUAAGUCAUUCUCCCUAAAAGAUCCUUGCUUGACACAGAUAAGCUAACUAAUCUUUUGCCUUAUUACCGACUCUGAGCUGUUCCUGACUCAGCUUCUGACUUUGUCAGUGACAUUUCUCACCUUUUAAAUGCAGUGCUUAACAUUUUGCUAGGCCCAUAUUCACAGUGGCCCAGAUAUAAAGUGACCUCAGAUUUCUUUUGCAAAGAAAAAAAGCACAAAAUUUUGCUUAGUUGAAACACUGUGUUAUGAACAAAUCUCACACCAACAUAAAGUUUUUCCAAGUAGUCUCUGUAUCACUGUUCUUACUCUCCUCCUCUGCUUUUUCCCCUCUGCCAAAUGUGAGGUUUAGCAUGUUUUAAAGGAAAAAGCCCAACACAGGCAGUAAGAUCAUAAUGGAAAUAUUAAAUGGUUAGUGUCCUAACUUUAAAGUGUACCCCACAGAUAACAGAUCCAUUGAUCUCUAGUGGAGAUCUAGAAACCAGACCACUCAAGAUUUGAACCUUCAGAGACAGCCAAGUUCUUUCACAAAGACUUGGAAUUGAGAUUUAAGAGCUAAAGACAAGAAAGUGGAGUGAAUGGGGUGCCUGGGUGGCUCAGUGGGUUAAAACCUCUGCCUUUGGCUCAGGUCAUGAUCCCAGGUCCUGG